AUGGACAAACCAUCAUCAUCUUCUUCAUAUCCAAGCAGUGAUAGAAUACGACUGAAUGUCGGUGGGAAAAUUUUUGAGACCACACUAUCUACACUAACAAAAAUCCCGGAUACGGUUUUAUCAACAAUGGUGGCUGAGCGUUGGAGGGGUGAAGGUGAAUUGUUUAUUGACCGAGACCCGACACAUUUUUCAAAGGUAUUUUAGCU
Molecule: messenger RNA, 206 nt
Organism: Cylicostephanus goldi
Lineage: Eukaryota; Metazoa; Nematoda; Chromadorea; Rhabditida; Strongylidae
Source: the annotation of a GenBank genome assembly